GAGCCGUGGGAGGGAGGAGGACAAACGUGGGUGCCCACACCGCGGUCUCAGCAGGGACCCAGCACUGCAGUGUGCCUGGAGUCUCCCCACCUCACACGCCCGCCCGUGCAGCCUGGUUCCCUUCCAGGCAGGCCGGCCCUCAGCUUGGCAGCUGAGGAAGCUCGAGGCCAAGGCCUUGCCUGACUGCACUCCCCAGCCCGGCCGGUUGGGGACAGAGCCUGACAUAUGUGUCCUGUGAGGACAUCAGCCAAGUGUGGCCCGCGCAGUGUGUGACUCCAUGUCUUUGCCUCAGCUGGGGCCUCCGUGCUCAGUUUCUUCAUCUGUGAUGUGGGGUAGACCAUGGCAGCCUUUCUGAGAGCAAGGCCAUUUUAAGACCAUGGCAGGGGGCAGGUCAAACUCAUGGUAUAGUCUUCCACGACCUCCCCCCUUCUCUUUGGAUGGCAUAGAACUCACAGCAAUCCCCAUGCCUCAGCCUCCCAGUGUCAGUGUGUUUCCGAGCAAGCGCAGAAGGGGUGGCUGGGCCCCUUCAGCCCUGCAGAAGUUCCUGGGGCCUCACGGCUCCUCAUGGGCACGAUGAGGCUGCCAGGGCCCAGCAGGCACGUCGCCUUCCUCCUGCUUUGCCAGCUAGGCGCCUCCAGCCGAGGUGACGGCUGCUGCGUUGAGAAGACAUCACACCCAGAUGAAGCCUCAGGCUCCUCCUUAGGACCCAGAAACUUGAGUUGCUACAGGGUUUCCGGGACAGACUACGAGUGCUCCUGGCAAUAUGAUGGCCCUGAGGACAAUGUUGCUCACUUCCUGUGGUGCUGCUUUGUCCGUCAGAACUCUACCCACGCGGGCUUUGGCCAAGAGUGCUGCUGCUGCUUCUCCUCAGGCCGGUCCCGCACUGUGCAGUUCUGGGAACAGGAUGGCAUCUCUAUGCUGUCCAAGGUCACCUUCUGGGUGGAGUCCCGGCUUGGGAACCGGACCUUGAAGUCUCAGGAGAUAUCCCAGUACCUGUACAACUGGACCAAGCUCACUCCUCCCCUGGGGCACAUCAGAGUGUCACGGUCACACGGACAGUUGCGAAUGGACUGGAAUGUGUCUGAUGAGGUGGGUGCUGAGGUACAGUUCAGGCGCCGGAUGCCCACAACGAACUGGACCUCGGGUGACUGCGGACCUCAAGUUACCUCUGGCUUAAGUGACAUUCGUGGGAGCAGUUCUGAGUCCUGCCUCUGCCCUUCUGAGAACAUGACCCAGGAGAUCCAGAUACGGAGGAGGAGGCGGCUCUCGUCGGGGGCCCCCGGGGGGCCCUGGAGUGACUGGAGUGUGCCUGUGUGUGUCCCGCCUGAAGUCCUUCCCCAGGCCCAGAUCAAGUUCUUGGUGGAGCCCCUGAACCAAGGAGGAAGGAGGCGUCUGACCAUGCAGGGGCAGUCGCCACAGCUGGCGGUCCCGGAAGGCUGCCGGGGCAGGCCUGGUGCGCAGGUGAAGAGGCACUUGGUGCUGGUGCGUAUGCUGUCCUGCAGGUGCCAGGCCCAGACCUCGAAGACUGUGCCCCUGGGCAAGACGCUGAACCUCUCCGGGGCCGCCUACGACCUGGCUGUGCUCGCCAAGACCCGCUUCGGUCAUAGCACCAUCCAGAGGUGGCCCCUUCCUGCCCAAGAGCUCUCAGGGACAAGAACCCUGAAUGUCAGCCUGGAAGGCAAUGUGACAUUCAUGCAAUGGGCAGCCCAGGCUCCGGGCACCACCUACUGCCUUGAGUGGCAGCCGUGGGAGCAGCACAGGAACCACACGCACUGUACCCUGAUUGCACCGGAAGAAGAGGACCCUGCCAAGAUGGUGACGCACAGCUGGAGCUCCGUGCCUGCCCUGGACCAGGAGGGAUGUUACCGCGUCACUGUCUUUGCCUCCAAGAACCCCAAGAAUCCCACGCUGUGGGCCACGGUCCUGUCCAGUUACUACUUUGGGGGUAACGCCUCGAGGGUCGGGACUCCACGCCACGUGUCGGUGAGGAACCACACUGGGGACUCGGUGUCCGUGGAGUGGACGGCAUCCCAGCUGAGCACCUGCCCGUGGGUCCUGACGCAAUAUGUCGUGCGCUGCGAGGCUGAAGACGGCACGUGGGAGUCAGCAGAGUGGCUCGUGCCACCCACGAAAACCCAAGUGACACUCGACGGGCUGCGCAGCCGCGUGGUAUACAAGGUUCAGGUGCGAGCGGACACUGAGAGGCUCCGGGGCGCCUGGAGCCCUGCCCAGCGCUUUAGCUUUGAGGUACAGGUUUCCCGUUUAUCCAUCAUUUUCGCGUCUCUGGGAAGCUUUGCCAGCGUCCUCCUCGUGGGCAGCCUCGGAUACAUCGGCUUACACAGGGCCGCCUGGCACUUGUGCCCACCCCUGCCCACGCCCUGUGGCAGCACUGCUGUGGAGCUCCCUGGCAGCCAGGGCAAGCAGGCCUGGCAGUGGCGCAACCCUGAGGACUUCCCGGAGGUGUUGUACCCGCGAGACGAGCUGGUGGUGGAGGUGCCCGGGGACGGAGGCGACGGGACAGAGUCGCCCCAGGCCGGCCCUGAACGCGCCAUGGACACACGGCGGCCCUCGGAGACUGAGGGGCGGGGGCAGCGACUCUCAGAAGCCAGGCGCCUGGGCCUGGCCCGGGAGGACAGUCCCCGCAGUGACCUGGCCCACGUGACACUCCCGCUGCUCCUGGGAGAUGUGACACAGGGGGCCUCUGCACCCGACGAUCUUUGGACCGACGAGACGGUGGAGCCAGGACCGACCACGAUGGGGCAGGAGGCCUGACUGUUGCAUCUCCAGCCUGCUCCGCCCUCACAAGCCCCACGCUGCGACAGCUGGUCACAGUGGCUGUGCUAAUUUACAGAUGUGACUCUUGAGGUCCCGAGACGGUGAAUGUCUCGCCCGAGGUCACACAGCGUUUGCAGGACGCAGGCCCGGGCCUUCCUGCCGUGCUGUAGCCCCUGUCUUCCACCGCCCACUCCCUCCAGCACCUAGAGCCGCACGGCCUGUUAGGGGAACACGGAAACCGCCAGGAAGGGGAACUGCUUCAUGCAGCCCCGUUUGGUGUCCUCCGAGCAAGGCUGGGCCCUACCACGGGUCUGUUUAUUUUGGGGAGUCCUUCCAGUCUGAGGGGAUAGGGUCACAGGCUGAGUUUGCCUCCAGCGUCCUGGGCUGGAGUCCAUCCCCAGAAGCACUAGACAGGAUGAAUCUAGGGCGUCAUAAAUUAGGCCGCCUAAAAAGCAGGGCCUAGACAUCCACGGGAGGGUUACACAUCCGGGCUCAGUUUCCCUAAUGGAGCAUUGCGCACUCAAUAAAUGGGCCUUCCCAAUGACUGACAAACCGAA
This is a messenger RNA of Apodemus sylvaticus (European woodmouse), 3332 nucleotides long. It is a transcript of the gene Il12rb1, whose product is annotated as interleukin 12 receptor subunit beta 1. The coding region runs from base 565 to 2772 and encodes 735 amino acids. Gene Ontology annotation, molecular function: protein binding. NCBI's taxonomy places the organism in Eukaryota, Metazoa, Chordata, Mammalia, Rodentia, Muridae. The transcript has 17 exons. The record is from RefSeq and is a predicted model, not a curated record.